Molecule: messenger RNA, 2126 nt
Organism: Cantharellus anzutake
Lineage: Eukaryota; Fungi; Basidiomycota; Agaricomycetes; Cantharellales; Hydnaceae
Exons: 3
Coding region: 34-1926 (630 amino acids)
Source: RefSeq, a predicted model, not a curated record
GACCCCAAGCGCAAGAGUCUAAGGCACUCUUCCAUGCCUAUGUCUCUCCAUGUUGAGUAUCGGCAUGGCACUCCUACGGGGAUGGGGAUGAAUGAUGGUAGCAGAAGGGUGAUAAGCGCAGGGCAUGCGCCUUGUGUCAACAAUGCCGAGACUACCUUCUAUGGCAGACCGCCGACACCUCCCCUGAGUGCUAUUCCCGAAUUCAGCAAAGCAUCGGGAGUGAAAACCACCCCGAGACUUAGGCCGCCUACACCUUCACGAUCUUCCCUCGGUACUUCCUGCGCUAUUGAAAUCAAGGCUCCUCAAUUAGAUCGGCAAGAGAUACCGAGCUUGAUCAUUACGCCUCCUGAUGAGGAUGGUUUUAGUGGAAAAAUUCUGGGGGAAGACUCAUCUUGCGUUCGUACCAAGACGUGUGGGUUCCUAAGAGUAGGUGCAACCUUGGAUGUUGAUAUGACCAAGUCAGAGGAUGAGCCUCCGAGGGGACGGUCAAGGCUGAAGAAGGUUCUCCACAAACCGGCUCCCUCCGUUACGCAGCCCCUUCGGAGCAUCCAUGAUACCAGCCCCAACGACUUCACAGGGUUAUCUAACCUCAAAACUCCCCCAGCCGAGGAGAUAAACGGUCCCUUCGGAGACAUUUUGGCCGCUAUCAAAGACUCCAUCGAGGAGUCCGAGAAAAGGCAUGAUCAGGAUGAAAGGAUCGAGUUCAGAGGCGUCAUUGGGGAGCCAGACGUCUCAGGUAUGUUCUUGUCUCUCUUUCAGACCACGAACGAGAGUGAGAAUCGUACUGCGUGUGAGACAUCUUUAGCCCCCGCGGAAGCUGAUCAUGGCCCACUGGCACUGGGUUCCAAGACUGGGGAGGUAGCUCCACAGAAUGGCGACGUUGAAGUCACCGUCGGGUCUCGUCCCCGCUCAACUUUGCUCGGCCAUGCACCGGGGAAGAAGUCGCUUAGUCGUAAACUCUCUCGCAUCGUCACGAAAACACCUUCGAUCGUGAACUUCUGGGGUCACCGGCAUGCUGGACGUUCUUCAUCAUCACCAUUCUUGUCUAGAAAGGGUCCCAGUGAUCAAGCUCAACCACGUUCAAUGUCUUCCUCGUUUAACCUGUCUCGAAGUCCGAGGAUAGCGUUUAAAUCCGAUCAGAUCGAGGUGCGGGUUCUAUCAGCUGGACCACAGAACUGUUCUCCGAUGUUCAACUCUCCCGAGGUCGUUUCGUGCAGCACUACCGCGGAGGGAUCCCCUUCGCUGUUCGCUCAGUGUUCAGCAGAGACUGUGGACGAGUCUUCUUCUAAUGGUGCUCCGCAGAUCUCUCUACUCUCCCCGCAGAGGUUUAAACCGAAGUACGAGGCACGAUAUCCUGGUACUCGGGAGGAGCUUCUUGCUCCUCUGACCUCAAGGGCUGCUACUGCACUAUCUCGACGCACGACCUGUCCCAACCAGAACCACAUCCUUCCGCCACUCUCAUUUGACUCAUUCGUUGCCCAUGAUGUUCUGCACUACGUGCUUGCCUCCGUUUUUAUCCGCCACUACAGUAUGUCCAAAUGGAGGCGCAUGGGUGGCCCCAACAAGUUCUCCGUGCGUUCAUUGCGGAGGCGGUCGAACCGGACCGCAAGGUCCUCUAAUGCUCGUCGUAUGUCGAGUAGGAAGGCUUCUCCUGGGGAUACGGACAAGCCACUGCCUCCUGUACCAUCUCUGAAGGUUUCUACGACUUCUUCGGACGAACUUGAUGGGGUCCCGCCUUCGCCUCUCUACAUUUCAUCCAAUAUAGACGUGUCAACAUCAGGCGGUACCAACACCAAAGGCGCGAACGGGAAUGAAGCUUUGAAGGAACCCUUCGUCGUAAAUUUUGGUCCUAACCCGGUACUUGAUUUGGAGAUUCGAGAAGCUCACGAUGAAGCCGGAACCACUGUGGCGGAUUGGCUGCUUUAAUGGACCAACUGUAUGUGAUCCCGUCCAUAUGCUGGGUUUUCGUAUGUACAGCGAGCAAUAGUGAACCCACAUAGUGGGAUUCGCCUGUAGAAAUAGAUUUUCUAAGGACAAGGUCGCUCCACCUAGCCGAAAAGUUCAUAUCCCCACGCGCUCGUAUGUACAGAGAGUAAUAGCAGACCUAUACGAGGUUAGCUCGCAGC